This is a messenger RNA of Neofelis nebulosa (Clouded leopard), 2637 nucleotides long. RefSeq names its product heterogeneous nuclear ribonucleoprotein F (gene HNRNPF). Gene Ontology annotation, cellular component: ribonucleoprotein complex; nucleoplasm. The record is from RefSeq and is a predicted model, not a curated record. Bases 772 to 2016 code for a protein of 414 amino acids. The transcript is spliced from 7 exons. Gene Ontology annotation, molecular function: RNA binding. Gene Ontology annotation, biological process: regulation of RNA splicing. Lineage: Eukaryota; Metazoa; Chordata; Mammalia; Carnivora; Felidae.
UCCGGCUCCGUGUUGGAAGUAGCACUGCGCCGUGUCUUCCUGGAGGAGAAGGUGCUCGGAGGGACGACCGUGGUGCCGGAUGUGAAGAAGAGCGGGAGCGUGGAGACUCGGAGCCCGAGGACGCGUUUCCAUUGGUGACAUCUUGGCGGGCCCGUCGGUGGCACUUCCUCUUUUACACCCCGUGACCCACGUCCGGCCCGCCGCCCUCAGUCACGCGGCCUCUGCCUCCGGGACGCAGCCCCGCGCGCCGGCCUUCCGGACUCCGGACCCGUCGUGGAACUCUUCUCCCCCCGCGUCCCUUCUGCCCCAGGAAGUCCCCCCGACCCGACUCAGGAGCUCCGCCCCCCGCGGGUCCAGGGAAACUCUUUCCUGGCCGCCCCAGAAAGCACCCCCCUCCCAGGCCCCGACUCGGGAGCUCCGCCCCCUCCCCCCACGACUCCGGGAAGCCGGGACGGAGAACGCUGGCCCCACCUCACUCCCUCCUCGGCGGCCUAGAAGUUCCCACUCCCGCCUCCGUUAAUAACAAAAGGAGACGCACCUGGACUUUCCCGGAGCCUUCUGCGUUUUUAAGCGUCGGGUGGAAUUAGGGGUCCUUUGGCUGUAAACCGCGCUUGUUUGAAAAUAGAAAUCAGUCCUGCUCCUCUCAGCGGACAAUUCGUUACCUACCAGGAGUGUCUCCGACUGUGGGCAUCCCCUCCCCCCCCCGGGUUGUUCUUAAAGCCACAAAAAGCUGCACCCAAGCUUGUUUGACGUCAGUCCUCUCAAGUGUCCAUGAUGCUGGGCCCCGAGGGAGGUGAAGGCUUUGUGGUCAAGCUCCGUGGCCUGCCCUGGUCCUGCUCUGUUGAGGAUGUGCAGAAUUUCCUUUCUGACUGCACAAUACAUGAUGGGGCUGCAGGCGUUCAUUUCAUCUACACUAGAGAAGGCAGGCAGAGUGGUGAGGCUUUUGUUGAACUUGAAUCAGAAGAUGAUGUAAAAAUGGCCCUUAAAAAAGACAGGGAAAGCAUGGGACACCGGUACAUUGAGGUGUUCAAGUCCCACAGAACCGAGAUGGAUUGGGUAUUGAAGCACAGUGGUCCAAACAGUGCCGACACCGCCAAUGAUGGCUUCGUGCGGCUUCGAGGACUCCCAUUUGGAUGCACCAAGGAAGAAAUUGUUCAGUUCUUCUCAGGGUUGGAAAUUGUGCCAAACGGGAUCACAUUGCCUGUGGACCCCGAGGGCAAGAUUACAGGGGAAGCCUUUGUGCAGUUUGCCUCACAGGAGUUAGCGGAGAAGGCCCUAGGGAAGCACAAGGAGAGAAUAGGGCACAGGUAUAUUGAAGUGUUCAAGAGCAGUCAGGAAGAAGUUAGGUCAUACUCGGAUCCCCCUCUGAAGUUCAUGUCUGUACAGCGGCCAGGGCCCUAUGACCGCCCUGGCACGGCCAGGAGGUAUAUUGGCAUUGUCAAGCAAGCAGGCCUGGAGAGGAUGAGGUCUGGUGCUUAUAGUGCAGGCUAUGGGGGCUAUGAGGAGUACAGCGGCCUCAGCGAUGGCUACGGCUUCACCACUGAUCUGUUUGGGAGAGACCUCAGUUACUGUCUCUCAGGCAUGUAUGACCACAGAUACGGAGACGGCGAGUUCACUGUCCAGAGUACCACUGGACACUGUGUCCACAUGAGAGGGCUACCAUACAAAGCCACAGAGAACGACAUUUACAACUUCUUCUCUCCACUCAACCCUGUGAGAGUCCAUAUUGAGAUUGGCCCUGAUGGAAGAGUGACGGGCGAAGCCGAUGUUGAGUUUGCCACUCACGAAGAAGCUGUGGCAGCAAUGUCCAAAGACCGGGCCAACAUGCAACACAGAUACAUAGAACUUUUCCUGAAUUCCACGACUGGGGCCAGCAAUGGGGCGUACAGCAGCCAGAUGAUGCAAGGCAUGGGGGUGUCGGCCCAGUCCACUUACAGUGGCCUCGAGAGCCAGUCUGUGAGUGGCUGUUAUGGGGCUGGCUAUGGAGGCCAGAACAGCAUGGGUGGAUAUGACUAGUUUUGUAGGAGCAUUUGAGUUAUUGCAAUCAAAUUUUCACAGGCAGCCAACAAGCAGUGAAAAGCAAUUAUUACUCUAGAGGAAGUUGUGGGACCCAUUUUGCACCAUGAGUUUGUGAAAUCUGGAUUAAAAAAUUACCUCUUCAGUGUUUUCUCAUGCAAACUUUCUUCUAGCAUGUGAUAUUGAGUAAACUAAAACUAUUUUCAGCUUUUCUCAAUUAACAUUUUGGUAGUGUACUUCAGAGUGAUGUUAUCUGAGUUAAAGUAGUUUUGAGUACAUUAAAUGGAUCUUUUACACCACAUCACCGUGAACACAUUGGGGAGACGUACUUUUUUGGAAAACUCAAGGUGCUAGAUCCCUAAUUCAAAGAGGAACAUUUCUCAUGUUUGUUCAUUCUAGUUUAUUUUCAUUUAAAAUCUUUUAGGUUAAGUUUAAGCUUUUAAAAAUAAGUUAGUUUUGAAAAUUGAGACACAUUACUAAUACUGUAGGAAUUGGUGAGGCCUUGACUUAAAACUUUCUUUGUACUGUGAUUUCCUUUUGGGUGUAUUUUGCUAAGUGAAACUUGUUAAAUUUUUUUGUUAACUAAAUUUUUUUCUUAAAAUAAAGAUUUUUCCACAAUGA